AUGGAAAAACAUAGAGGGGGCUCCAGUCUUGUGGAAGGCAAGAUUUUGUUGGUCCUGCCGAUUCUGUUUCUGGUGCUAGUCCUGUUGCCUUCGAUGCUUAGAGUGUCGCUGGGGAUUUCUCAUAUCUAUGUGAAAAUUGUAAUAAAAACGUUCGAGUGGGCCACCCUGCAGAUUGAGAAGGGAGUGAAAAAGCAGAAGGCGCUGGCACUUGAAAACUUAAUCUCCAACGGAAUAAUCCAGAGGGAGGAAACCUCCAUGGAAGAGGAGAUGGCCGGCCAGCGGCAAGGAUGCUUCAGCCUGGCUGAUGUUUUGUAUUUCUCCAAGAAGGGCUUGGAGGCUGUUGCAGAUGAUGAAGUCACGCGGCGCUUCUCCUCCGAGGAGCUGGUCUCCUGGAACCUCCUUAGCAGAACUAAUGUCAACUUCCACCAGGUCAGCUGGCAACUGACCUUCGUGUGGAUCAGUGGGAUCCUAAUCCGGUACUGUCUCCUGUUGCCUCUUCGCAUCGGCUUGUCUUCUUUUAGUAUCCUCUUCCUGGUUUCAGCAACCACACUUGUAGGACAGUUUCCAAAUGGCAGGGUUAAAUGCUGGCUGAGCAACCAGGUGCAGAUGACGUGUGCUGCGUUAGGGGUGCGAUGCCUGAGCGGGGCCGUUCAUUUCCACAACAGGGAAAACAGACCGCAGAAAGGAGGCAUCUGCGUAGCCAACCACACGUCUCCAUUAGAUGUCCUAAUCCUGGCUAGCGAUGGAUGCUAUUCUUUGGUUGGCCAGGUACACGGAGGGCUUCUGGGACUUAUUCAGAAAUCUUGCAUGAAAACCGCUCAGCAUGUUUUGUUUGAACGUUCAGAAAUGAAAGACCGUCACCUGGUGAGAAAAAAAAUUAGAGAGCACAUUGCAGAUAAGACCAAAUUGCCCAUUUUAAUUUUUCCAGAAGGUACCUGCAUAAAUAACACCUCAGUCAUGAUGUUUAAGAAGGGAAGCUUUGAGGUGGGAGGGACUAUCCAUCCAGUAGCAAUCAAGUAUGACCCUCGCUUUGGAGAUCCGUUCUGGAACAGCAUGAAAUACUCCACGAUGACUUAUGCUUUUAAACUGCUGACCAGUUGGGCUAUUGUCUGCAAUGUGUGGUACCUGCCACCAAUGGUCAAAGAGGAAGAAGAAGAUGCRGUUCACUUUGCUGACAGAGUCAAGGCUGUCAUUGCUGCUCAGGGAGGGAUGUCUGUACUUCCUUGGGAUGGAGGACUGAAAAGGAAAAAGGUCAAAGAGUCUUUCAAGGAGGAGCAACAGAAAAAGUAUUGUCGGAUAGUAGUAGAAAAUGGAGCAGUGGGAAAUGGAAAUGUGCAUUGAAUGGCGUUUAUUUUACCUCAUUUUUUCCCCUCAGGUUUUAUCCAGAAACAGAGCGAUAUUUUCUAGUAAACCUCCUGUCUUUAUGAGGUGCCCCUGUAAGAUAGGUUGCAUACAACAUGGCAGAGAAGCCAUAAGCAGUGUUGUGUUUUAAGUAAUAAUGUAUGUUUAUAAAUAGGAAGAUUUAUAAUGUAUUUUUUUAUUUCUCUCCAAUGUUGAGAACUCUCUGCAAUAAAAUUAGUAGGUGUGACUAGAACACCAAUUCUCUGAUCUUUUGAGGUAACGUUGAAAACUGAGAUGUUAACUUCUUAGCUCUUCAUAAAACAUCUCCAUUCUCCCAGCCUAUAGUAACAAUUUGUUUUAGCAGUUUUCCUGUGAGCCAGAGGCACUGGGGUACAUUAGAGAUAAACCCUGCUGAUGUCAGAAGCCAUUGAGGAGUUCACUGAAAUACAUUUUUGGAGUUGGAAGUUGGAGAUGAAGCUUUGGCGGUCUCAGGAAAAGGAGCAAUUGCAGACCUUGCUCGUCACGUUACAAGAUGAGGAGCUGCAAGGU
Molecule: messenger RNA, 1890 nt
Organism: Nothoprocta perdicaria
Lineage: Eukaryota; Metazoa; Chordata; Aves; Tinamiformes; Tinamidae
Product: glycerol-3-phosphate acyltransferase 3-like
Exons: 12
Coding region: 1-1341 (446 amino acids)
Biological process (GO): triglyceride biosynthetic process
Cellular component (GO): endoplasmic reticulum
Molecular function (GO): glycerol-3-phosphate O-acyltransferase activity
Source: RefSeq, a predicted model, not a curated record